Penicillium arizonense is the source of this 756-nucleotide messenger RNA. RefSeq names its product dienelactone hydrolase family protein. Gene Ontology annotation, molecular function: hydrolase activity. The transcript has 4 exons. Bases 1 to 756 code for a protein of 251 amino acids. The record is from RefSeq and is a predicted model, not a curated record. Lineage: Eukaryota; Fungi; Ascomycota; Eurotiomycetes; Eurotiales; Aspergillaceae.
AUGUCUGGAAUCAGCAAAGCCUGUUGCUCUAUCCCCCCUGUCGUUUCCAAGGGCUACCAGGCCAAGGGAGUGUACAAGACAAUCAAUGGCCUGAAGACCUAUGUUACCGGUCCUGAGUCGGCCUCGAAGGCUAUCUUGGUCGUGUACGACAUCUUUGGCUUCUUUGAUCAGACUAUCCAAGGUGCCGACAUCCUAGCUACUUCGACCGACCAGAAGUAUCGCGUGUUUAUGCCCGACUUUUUCGAGGGCAGCCCCGCUGACAUCUCGUGGUACCCGCCCACCACUGACGAGCACAAGGAGAAGCUAGGAAACUUCUUCUCAACCAAAGCCGCACCACCCAAGACCCUCUCCAAGAUUCCCGGUGUCGUCGCCGAAGGCAACAAGCUCGCACCGGGCGGCAACUUCCAGUCCUGGUCAAUCCUCGGCUUCUGCUGGGGCGGCAAGAUCGCCGCCCUUGCCUCAGGCACAGACAACAAGCUCUUCAAGGCCGCCGUGCAAUGCCACCCGGCUAUGGUAGAUGCCAACGAUGCCAAGGCGGUGAACAUUCCAAUGGCGAUGCUCGCUUCGGGCGAUGAACCUGCGCAGGACGUCAAGGAUUUCGAAGCGAACUUGAAGGUGCCAAAGCACGUGGAGACUUUCUCGACUCAGAUCCACGGCUGGAUGGCUGCUCGGGCGGAUCUGGAGAACCCUGAGGUGCGCAAGGAGUAUGAGCGUGGAUACAAGACUGUUCUUGAAUUCUUCCACCAACACUCGUAA